AUGGCGACGCUCGCUGAGAAAUUCGAGAAAAUCAAGUCGCCCAAGCUUCAGAACCAGCACCAUACAGCCAUAGUCCUGAACGCUGUCGAAGAUACACUCCGCGACCAAAAAGCCGAUUUCUCCGCUACAGCAUACUUUGCAGCUCUCCUCGCCUUGCUCAGCCAGGCCCUCAACACCACAAAUGGAAUCGUUAACAAAGAUCUAGCCACAUCCGUGGUCUACUUACUCGAUAUCACAGCAGAAGAGGUCCCCGCUCCCUUACUGCGCUCCAAAUUUGCUCAGAUCCUAUCCAAUCUCGUGCCCGCAUUAACACUCGCCGAUGUUGAAGCGCCUCUACUCCGCCCCUCAAUCGGUAUCCUCGAGACCCUCCUCGUCGCCCAAGAUGCCAAUUCAUGGGCUUUGCCUCAUACACAAAUCGGCCCCCGCCGUGCGACAGCUGGUCUGUUGAAUUUGGCCGUUGAUCAUCGUCCCAAAGUGCGCAAGCGAGCCCAGGAUGCGUUGGUGAAAGUUCUCAAGAACCCGCCUCCGAGUCCCUCGCUUGAUCAUCCCGCGGCAGAUAUGUGUGCGGAAACGGCUUUGCAGACCUUGGCAGAUAGCGUGGCUGCUGCAGGGAAAAUAAAGAAGAAUAAACAUAGCAAACACGAUAAGGAUGGUGGUCAUCAUGAGCCGGCUAUUAUUCAUUCUUUGCAUCUUGUCAAGACCGUUGCGGCUGCGUCGGGAGGAUGGCCGAGCAAGAAGAUCGAGCCGCUGUGCGAGUUGCUUAUGAAUGUGUCACGGUCAAGCAAUGAAUUCAUUACAAUGGGCGCAUUUGAAGUGUUCGAAGUGAUUUUCGAGGGCAUGGCCGAUGAAUUCUCUUCAUCAAAACUGCCCCGCUUAUUGGAGUCUAUUCAAGAAUUGAGACCCGCGCAAAAUGACUCUCAACUUCUCCCACCCUGGAUAGCCGUCUUGUCGCGCGGAUACGAUGUCUCUGCUCAAAUCAACCCGGAAGAUACUUUUGAAAAGUUGCCGGGUCUUUUUGAAUUGAUUUCUUCUUUCUUAUCGUCUCCGUCGAAGAAUAUUCGCAUCUCUGCUUCGGAAUGUCUCAUUUCUUUCCUCGCCAAUUGUGUCCCGGAUAAUGUGAUUCUCGAGCCGUCUGUUUACGAUGAGACGACGUUGGAAAAACUGGCCAAGUUCGCCUCGGAUCUUUUAUCGGUCAAAUACCAGGCCGCAUGGGCGGAAGUAUUCAAUGUCUGCGCAGCAAUGUUUGAAGCUUUCAAAUGGCGCUCAUCCCCGUACCUUGUAAACAUUGUCCGCACAAUUGGCGAAUUGCGCAGCAACAAUUCAUUCCAGGGUAAGAAAGAAGCCGAUGAAGUUUUGGGUCGGGCCGUGUAUGCCAUGGGUCCGCCUGAAAUCCUUCGUAUCUUACCACUCAACAUCAUUGAACAGAAACCCGGCCAACCGGGUCGUGUUUGGCUUUUGCCGAUUCUGCGUGACAAUGCUUCCAAUACGAAUUUGGCACAUUUCCGUUCGGAGAUGGUUCCUCUAAGUGAAGCUCUGUACCAACGAGUUCUAGAAUUUGGACAGGCUGAAAAGACGGUUGAAGUCAAGAUCUUUGAGACUAUAAUUCAGCAGAUUUGGUCCAUUUUACCGGGAUACUGCGAGUUGCCCCUCGAUCUUGAAACGGCAUUUGAUCAGGGAUUCGCUGAGUUGUUGUCGAAUGUGCUUUAUAAACAGACCGAGUUGCGAGUUGAUAUCUGCCGCGCGUUGCAGAAUCUCAUCGAGUCUAAUCAAGCCAUUGUCGAGGUUGACACGGGUGCUGAGGGUGAAAAUCUUGUCCUUCAGCGACGAAUCUCAAAGUCAACUGCAAAGAAGAACCUUGCUCAUUUAUCGGGUUUUGCGAGUAACUUGUUGGCUGUGCUGUUUAAUGUUUAUAGUCAAACAUUGCCUCAUUAUCGAGGGUAUAUUUUGCAGUGUGUCAAUGCGUAUUUGAGCAUUACUCCUGAAAAGGAACUCGAAGAAACAUUUACUCGGGUGACGGGGAUGCUUGAAUCUGAACUUCCAUCUGAAGAACAGGCCGCCAAACAGGGCAAUCUACAAAAAGGCACAGACAACAAAAUGCCACCAACCUCUCAUACUCUAAUUGACCUGCUAAUCGCCAUGUCCAUCUACUUACCCCGAACGAGUUUCGCAAACUUGUUCCGCAUUGCAUCCGUCGUUCUGAACAGGGACGCAUCAGACCCACAACUAAUCAAGAAGGCAUACAAACUCAUCCCUCGUCUGGCAAGCACAGAAACCGGGAAAAGUGCGCUGAUCGAACGCAACGAUGAAUUACAAGCCUUGUUACUAUCAACAGCCGACAAGACCCCAUCACCAGCCCGCCGUGACCGACUACUCGCAAUCAACGAACUGGUCUCGUAUCUUCCCACAUCAGAUCUGCACUUCAUCCCGUCGAUUCUACCCGAAGUCAUCCUGGGAUGCAAAGAGUCCAACGACAAAGCACGAACAGCAGCCUUUGAUCUCUUGAUCCACCUCGCAAAACGCAUCACAGACACCGAGCGCAACCCACCAGGGACUAUAAUCCGCAACUCCUUAGUCCCGCACAUGCCCAACGACACACCCGACGCAGCAGCCAAUCUCGAAGAAUUCUUCACAAUGGUCUCUGCUGGUCUGGCGGGUACAUCACCACACAUGGUCGCCGCCUCCGUCACAGCAUUAUCCCGUCUGUUUUUUGAGUACCGCACCGAACUCACACCCGAAACUCUAAGCAAUCUCGUCGAAACAGUCGAAUUAUUCCUAACAAGCAAUAACCGUGAAAUCGUCCGCUCAGUCCUCGGUUUCGCGAAAGUCGCUGUUGUCUGUUUACCAGAGGAUAUGCUUCGACCACGUCUUAAUUCUCUUGUGCCGAAUCUAAUGGUAUGGAGUAAAGAGCACAAGGGUCGUCUUCGCACGAAAGUUAAGGGUAUCCUGGACCGGCUUGUGCGUAGAUUCGGUGCGCCUCUUAUUGAGGGGCUGGUGGGUGAAGCGGAUCGGAAAUUAGUCGUGAAUAUUCGAAAGGAGCGCGAGCGCAAGAAGAGGAAGAAGAAGGAGGGUGCAGAUGACGACAAUGAGGAAGCCGAUACGGCCAAGGCAGGAUUCUCGAAUGAAUUUGAUAGAGCCGUUUAUGGCUCCGAUGUCUCAUCGGACGACGACUCGGACAGCGAAGAAGAAGGAAGCAAAUAUCAGAAAGGAAGAGGUAAACGAACAGCGACAGGAGAACAAUACAUCCGCGAACUAUCCCCCGAAUCAAAUCCCCUCGAUCUCCUCGCCCCAGACGCCCUGGCAUCGAUAUCAACCACAAAACCCUCCCUCCGCUUUCUAGACAACGGCGUAGGCAAAAACCGUAAACGACAUGGCGCCAAAGUCGACGUUGACGGAAAACUGAUCUUGCGUGAUGCCGACAAUGCUAAUGAAGACGAGGAGGGCUACCAAAUGACCGGCGCUGGAGAAGAUACAGGCACAGGUGGUAUAAACGCAUACCUGGACGCAGUCAGUGGUCCCAACGCAGUUCGACGAGGACAAAAGGGGCGCCUGAAAUUCGGUAAAAAGGAUGCAGAUGGCAUGGAUAUCGACGAUGAGGAUGAUGUUGUUGAUAAUGACGUGAAAAGAAAAGCGGGUGGAAUCGCGGCUGGACGGAGAGGAUUAGGUGUACCGAAAUCGCACGGCGCGUCGACAGCAACGAAUAAAACGAAGGGAAGGAUUGAAAAGAGGAGGAGUGGGAGUGGGAGUGGGAGGGGGUUUGUAGCUAGGUCUAGGGGAAGAGGGAGACGUUGA
Molecule: messenger RNA, 3789 nt
Organism: Talaromyces stipitatus ATCC 10500
Lineage: Eukaryota; Fungi; Ascomycota; Eurotiomycetes; Eurotiales; Trichocomaceae
Product: 90S preribosome component RRP12
Exons: 3
Coding region: 1-3789 (1262 amino acids)
Source: RefSeq, a predicted model, not a curated record